AUGCCCAAGAACAAGCUUGGCGGAAACAAGGCCAAGCGCGCCAAGGCGAGCACUGAGAACAACAAGAAGGAGCUGGAGUUCAAGGAGGAUGGACAGGAGUACGGCCAGAUCACCCGCAUGCUUGGCAACGGCCGCUGCGACGUUCUCUGCGUGGACGGAGUGAAGCGGUUGUGCCACAUUCGCGGCAAGAUGCGAAAGAAGGUUUGGUGCAACCAGGGUGACAUCGUCCUCGUCUCUUUGCGAGACUUCCAGGACGAGAAGGGCGACAUCAUCACCAAGUACACAGCCGAGGAUGCCCAUAGCACUACGUGUGUGUAA
Symbiodinium pilosum is the source of this 318-nucleotide messenger RNA. The record is from the annotation of a GenBank genome assembly. Lineage: Eukaryota; Dinophyceae; Suessiales; Symbiodiniaceae.